Pelodiscus sinensis (Chinese soft-shelled turtle) is the source of this 3551-nucleotide messenger RNA. The record is from RefSeq and is a predicted model, not a curated record. NCBI's taxonomy places the organism in Eukaryota, Metazoa, Chordata, Testudines, Trionychidae.
UGCGUGUCAUGGGAACACUAAAACGUGCCGUGCCUUGCAGCUGGGUGGGGAGCUGUGUGCAGCUUUCCCUUGGCUCUGGACAAGAGCUCUACCCUGGGGCCUGAGCAGCAGCCAACUUCCCACCGGCCUUAGCAGCGCUUGUCCAGCUGUGCCAGCCAGGCGAGGAGUGGAGCAUGACCGGCUCCAUUCAGGCCCGUCCCCUCCCGUGGCAAGAGCUGGCCAUGCAGUGAGCCCUGCUAUUCUUACUGCCGCCGCCGCUCUCCUGCGCUGGACCCAGCAUGCCGGCGUGUCAGCCUGGCUCCCUCUCAAGCGGCGCACAGGAGGAUGCUGUCCAGGAAGGCGGAUGUCUUGCUGAGGGGAGCGGCUGGCAAACACUUGGGCCCAAGCAGGAAGAGAAAUUCUUUGCCUUGUGCUAUUGUUCGGUAGCCAAUAUUCUAUGUCUACUUCCUUAACUGGAGCCUCAGGGCUCCUCCUGGCCCACGCAGCUCCCUCUGCCGCCUGCCUCUCCCGAUGAACUCCCCUGCCCGGUCUCCUCGCCUACAGAUGGGCUGCGAUUGACCCCGGAGAUUCAAAGGCCAGAGGCGAGCUGCUAGGCAGCUCCUGGCGUCACCACGGAUCCCAGGCACCAUGCUGAAGUCAAACAAGACCUUAGUGCUAGUGAUCCUGCUGGUUCAGUCCAUUGUUUUCAUCUGCUUCCUCUCUCAGCUUCACAGCAGCUAUUCCCCCCAGGAAGAGAAGCCAGCUCGGGUGCACAUCCUCAUUCUCUCCUCCUGGCGCUCAGGGUCUUCCUUCACUGGCCAGCUCUUCAGCCAGCACCCGGAUGUCUUCUACCUGAUGGAGCCUGCCUGGCACGUGUGGAUGACCAUGUACCAGCACAGGGCCAAAACCUUACAGAUGGCAGCACGUGACCUCCUCAGGUCUGUCUUUCUGUGCGACAUGUCUGUGUUUGAUGCCUACAUGUCUGUGCAGAGGAAUAAAUCUGAUUUGUUUCAGUGGGAGGCCAGUCGGGCCCUGUGCUCCCCCCCUGCCUGUGACCUCUUCCAGCGCAACCACAUCAUUUCCAAAACCGCCUGCAAGACCCUAUGCAGCCAGUACCCAUUCAGCAAGGUGGAGGAGGCAUGCAGGACCUACAACCACAUAGUGCUCAAGGAGGUCCGGUUCUUCGAUCUGACCGUUCUCUAUCCCCUUCUCACUGAUCCUUCCCUGAACCUCAAAGUCAUUCACUUGGUGCGUGACCCCAGGGCCGUGUUCCACUCGCGUGAGAAAACGAUGUCUAGUCUGCUGCAGGACAGUAAAGUUGUGGUGGGACCCCAGCAGAACCAAGGGGAGAUGGGGCCCUACAAUGUGAUGCAGGAAAUCUGUAGAAGUCACGUCCAGAUUUACACUGCAGGCAGCCAAGCCUUACCCAGCUUUCUCAGAGGCCGCUACAUGCUGGUGCGCUAUGAAGACAUCGUCAAUGAUCCCCUGGCAAAGGCAGCACAGCUGUACAGGUUUGCAGAGCUCCACUUCGCGCCCAAACUUCAGAUGUGGGUGUACAACAUCACUCAUGGGAAAGGGCUGGGGACACACGACUUUGACAUCGACGCCAGAAAUGCAGUGAACGUUUCCAAGGCCUGGAGGAAGAACCUGCCCUUCAAGAAGAUAGCAAAGUUGCAAAAUGUGUGCAAGGAUGCCAUGGAGUUAUUGGGUUACCGACUAGUGAAGUCUGAGGAAGAACAGAAAGACAUGGCACUGAACCUGUUACUUGCCCAGGGAACUCUGCCCACUGACAAAGGGAGCUGAAUACAGAAAAUGUGCCUGUUUGUCAGCUGAAAGCUGCAGAGUUGAGAAGUGAAGUGUGUGCGCACGUGUGCAUAGAGCGACAAUAGCACCUGACACAGAGCACGGAAGGAGGCAUUCAAAUUCCUGCAAACUUUCUUCCCUGCCUCACUCUGCUGCCAAGUCUCCACACUAAAAAUCCACUGAUGCAAGGAACAAGUGACAUUAGGUUGGAGAAUCCAACGCCCAGCAGCUAAGCAAGCCCUGUUUUUUUGGAAAAAGGCCACAGUUUGGGUGGAACAGUAAAAGAAGAAAAACCAACCUAGCUGAGGGGGAACCGAACACCUAAGGAAUAGGACACGAAAAGUAAAGUCAGAACCCCCCCAGAAGGCCAAUUUUAAUUAAACACCAACCAAACUGCAAGUAGCACAUGUACUGUUGGAUAACAGGCGGCAAGGGAGUGUCUCCACCAAUAUAAAUUUCACAAAGGAGUAAAUGAUGCUGAAGAGGAAAGGGGACUGGUUAGAAUUGAGGUUUUGGGUAGCUCCUUUUCUGAGGGUGCUAAACUUUUUAGUCCGGUUUUCUUCUUCUCUACUUCUGUGCCUGAGUAUCCACCACUAGUCAGUAGUGUUGGAAAGUAGUGUGACUGUUUGCUAUACAACACCAGCCGGAACUCAAACAUCCAGUUAAAGGGAAAGCUGUUCUCUGGGUUUGAAUAGGCGGGUCCAUUUCUGGGACUAUGCAAACCUUGUUGUGCUAAUAAUAAUUCUCUGUCUUCUGACCUAGCCACAAAACGUGCUAACACAACGGGAAGGCUGAGAAUGCAAACAGAUGAGCCUGUUCAAAUGGUGGGCAGAGUACAGAGUGCUAAGCAUAGCGAAAACCUGGACUAGCUAAGGUUCCUGCUGCACCUUCACUUCUCCACAGUUGCAGCUGUUGUAGAAUUGGCAUAGCUUUUGCCGGAUUCAUUGUACGCAGCAGAGGCUGGCUAAAGCUUGGAAGCACUUCUAGCCAAAGGGCUGCUAGUGCUCAUGGCAGCGCAAGAUAGGAGGACAGAAGAGUGAUUUCCAGGUCAGCGCUGCGCUCAAGUUGCAUUUAACAGGAUCACCUUUUUCCAAGAGCCAAGAAAUGGGAAUGCUAGAGGCAACCUUCACAACUGAAUUCUGUAACGUGCGGAUUUAAACCCUCCCACUGCGGCGCAGCAGAAGUAUUUGAUAGUUAGUGUGUUCACGCGGGGAUGGGCGGGGUCUGUAAAUCCCAAAGUGUAUCAUUUCCCCUAAGGAUCUAUGAGCCAUCCCGAACUUGAAGUCUUUAACUCAAGCUUAGUGGAUUUUUAGACGAGAUGCUGUAGCUCAAUCAGAAAUUAUGGGCUUGUUGCAGAUCUCAAUAAAAUUCUCUGUCCUCUGUUAUGCAGGGGGGCAGCUCAGAUGGCCACAAUGCUCUGUGCAAAUAUUAAGAAUCCAGAAACAGGCUUAAAACUCAGGUAACCCCCAAGUAUCUGACCUCUGUACACUCUGUACACUGUUGAAUGACACGUAAGCAGGGACCGGCCCUACUAUUGUGAGGAAUUUGCAGCCUCGUAACUAGCCUGAGGCAAGACCGUCCUCGGCGUGGGCGGGGGUGCUGACGUGGCGUGAGCGAAGACGGCGUAGUAGCUGACUUUUCUGCACCCUCUCAGCUACGUGCCCGAGGCAAAUGCCUCCCUCGCCUCGCCCUUGUUACGGCCCUGGGAAUUUGCCAGGUUUCUAUGCUGUCCCCAGUGAAACUGGAAGUGACAGGGUCUGAGUCUCCCC